Prorocentrum cordatum is the source of this 5313-nucleotide messenger RNA. The record is from the annotation of a GenBank genome assembly. Lineage: Eukaryota; Dinophyceae; Prorocentrales; Prorocentraceae.
AUGCCCAUUUCGCUUGAGCUCGAGUCAGUGGGCUCGACUUCUCCAUCCCGCGCGGGCAGUGCGAUAUCUUCUGCUGGCUCGUCCUGGGAGCUGGUGGGCUCUGAGUGCGGGGAGCUCCCUUUGUUCCUUGCGGGGCAGGCGCCGUGCCUGCCAGAGGGCGGGGGUCGAAUCCUCGCGACGGCGCGCUGCGGCGGGCCGCUCCUGGUGUUCCUCUGGACGCUCGUGACCGUGGUCCGUGACCCGCCGAGUCCUGAGGAGGAUCCGCUGGAGGGUGAGGAUUUCACGCCGGAGCGGGUGAUGCCAGUGGAGGUAUGGAGCCGACGCUACUACCGCCGGAGCGCGACGGAUGGCCAGGAGAUUUUCUUAGUUCGACGGAAGACUGGGAAUUGCUGGGCGGUCUUGCUGCCAGAUCUUUCCAUGGGUACCAUCACGAUCACUGCGAAGACGACCGUCUUCUCCGAUCCCGUGCCCGGGAUCCGCUGGCAAGCGCUGCCGGCUCUCACUCAGGUGCAGAAGAACAGUUUCAUGCAGCAAGCUACGGACGGGCUGCGAGCGGGUACUAUUCCAGCCCUGGAGUUGUAUCGACCGGGCCGUCAGGCCCAGCAGGCCGUCGCCAUCAACGUGGUCUAUGCUAUGGCCAGCUCGGCACGCUCUUCAUUGCGUACGCUGCGGUGGGCAUUGCGCUCGCCGUACCGUGUGCUGGGGCUGCUGGCGCUGGGUUUCGUGCUGUUCGAAGCUCUGAAGUACCUGGGGGUGGUGGAUAUGAUCGUGGAGACUUGGCUCGCGUUCGUGAGCUGGAUGGUGGCUUGCCGGGACGCGCUCAUCGAGUCGUCCGAGACGAUCCAGGAGUGGGUGUCCUACGGAGGCGAGUGGGUGGACUGGGCUCGGAAGCUCAUGCCGCUGCGUCGCUGGGCUGCCCUACUGUUGGCGCUCAUCCUGCUCAUGUUCUGGGGUGCUCACGAGAUGCAGGAAGGGGAGGAGCCUGCUCUCGUGGCCCAGUUGGACGACUUAGCCGAGUCUCAGAGGGCGAUGGCCGCGGAGUUGAACGAGAUCAGGAUUGCCGAGCGGGCUCGGGAGCUGAGGCGGUCGGCAAUGGUGUCCUCGAGCGCGGACCGUGGUGCCGAAGUGGCGGCCGCCAACCAGCUGCAGAUCCAGUCGAUGCUGAGCCGGCUCGACGAGUUCGAGGCUCGCCUGCAGGGAGGCGCGGUGGCGGGAUCUUCUGCGGCAGCGGCGGGACCCUCUCCUGCUACGCCUGUGGGCUCAGGGGACGGCCCCACCUCGCCGGCCCGCGGGGACGCGACGGUGCCCAUGGAGACUCCCGACAAGCGUGCUGCUACAGAGCCCGCCGAGGCGGUGUCCUUGGCCAUCAAGCGGAUGAGGUUCAAGGCUCAGAUGCCGCAGCAGGUCUUCCUGGAGCAGCUGGAGGACUUCAAGGAGUGCCCGGCCUCGGAGUGGGCCACGAAGAUGCCGGAAGGCUACAGGGAGAGGAUCGCGCCAGACGUGCUCUCGGAGGUCUACUCGACCGGGAAGACGGCGGAGGCUUGGGCGAGGGACUACAUCAGGGAUCGUGGUCUCACCGAUUGCAACACCGCGCGGGAGAUGAUUGCGACCUUCGCGGCCGUGGACACGAUGCUCAUGACGGACCGCCAGAAGGGGCUCCUGAACCAGGUGAGCUUCGAGAGGCUGGUCCGCAAGGGGUACGCGUUGGUGAGGGCCUACCGCAAUGUGCACUGCCGGGACGACUGGAGCAGGCCCAAGGACGCCAAGAACUGGAAGUCCAAGGUCGACUGGGAGGCGGCGCGUCGCUUGGACCCGCAGCUGGCCGACGAGAGCACGAUCAGGGUCAUGAGUGCCGAGGAAGAGGUGAAGAAGGCAAUGGGUCGAGACGCGCAGCUGAUCAAGGCACGCACGGACCUGGACGGCGGUGCGAGGUCUGUGUCGCCGAGAGUGGCUCAGAUGUUGGACGAUUUCGAGAGGGAGAUGCUGAAGGAGGAUGGCGAGGAGUGCGUCAGGGCCGCGGAGGUGAAGAACUACGUGGACCCGCACUUCCGCCGCAAGAAGGACAUGCUGAUGCUGGCCAGGCGCAUGACUCUGGCUGGUAUGUUGUGCCGCUGCGAGUCCAAGGUGGACGAGGUUGGGCUCUUCUGUGUGGUGAAGAAGGCCGAGAUCGUGGACGGCGAGCCUCUGGUGUCAUUGCGUUUGGUCUUCGAUCAGCGGCGUUCCAACCUACGAUGGCGGGCUCCGCCGUGGUGUGCCAUGGGCGGUGUCAGUGCCAUGUCGUUCUUGGACGUGUCAGAGGAGAUGACGGAGGAGGGCGCUCGAAUGGUUUUUGGUACUGGCGACCUCCCCGACUUCUACUACACGUUGGACCUGGGCGAGGCGAUCGCGCCCUACUUCGUGCUGCCGGGUGUCCGGGCUUCGGACCUGCUCGACGUUCUCCCCGCGGACGCCCGCCUGAGCGGGUCGGGCGAGCACGUCGGUGUGCGGGUGGCGCUGAUGGGUUUCUCGUGGGCCUGCUGGAUGGCUCAGACGACUAUGGAGGACCUGUUCAACUCUGGUCCCUCCGUGGGCAUGCCCGCCCUCGCCGAAGAGCAGCGUCUGGCAGAAGGCGGUCCGCUGCCCCUGAUCAGUCGGGAGGUACCUGCGGCCCACUACGAGUACAUCGACGACUUCGGCAUCAUCGGGGUGGACUACCCUCCCGUCGCCGACGCCGAGCCGCCUACGCGGAUCAGGGACAUCUGGUUGGGGGCCAAGUACCUGGUGAACGCCGCGGGUUUCAACGUGCACAAAGACGACUGCUCGGGACAGGCUCGGAUGAUCGGUGGAGACUUCGUGGGCACACGCCUCGCCCCGAACCAGGACAAGAUGUGGCUGGCCGUGGCCGGGGUGAGCGAGAUCCUCAGGCAGAGGUCGGAGUUCCCGGACGCGGUGGCCAAGAUCGUGGGUAUCCUGUCCUGGGGCUUUCUGAUCACUCGAGGGGCCCUGAGCGUUUUCUCGGAGGUCUACCACUGGUGCAUGGAGUUCCGAGGGGGCUCCCGCCGUCGGCUACCCGACGAGGUCCUUCGCGAGCUGGCCGUGGCAGCGGCUGUGGUGCCGCUGGUGUCUGUCGACCUGGCCAUGCCCUGGGACCCCACGGUGACGAUGUUCGACGCGAGCCUCUACGGGGGGGCCAUCAUCUCAACCCAGGCGGACAUCCAGGAGAUGCGUCGAGAGGCACGCUUUGCUGUCAGAGGAGGGUGGACCGUCUGGACUGGCAUCUCGUCUUCCUGGGCGGCGGACUCCUGGGCAGAAGGCGAGGCGUAUCGGCGAGUCGCCGAGGGAGUCGAGCUCGGUAUGCGCGUGAGGGCACCGCCGGUGCACGCUUGCUGGGACGACAUGUCGAGGUGGAAGGAGGUAGUUCGCUGGCGCUGGGACGAGAAGGCGCCGAAGGAGCGACUGCAGGGCGAGACCGUGCUGCCCGCCGAGACGGGGCAGGUGAUCGAGGAGUUGGCGGACAUCGCGGAGGAGGAUCCCUUCGCGCCGCUGCGGCUGGGCCGGUCCGUGAGGGUGAAGGUGCUGCGCUUCUUUCACCUCUGCAGCGGCCACACACGGUCGGGCGAUUUGGAGUUCUGGCUCGCCCGCCUCGCGGCCGGUCGGGGGUACGUGGUGCAGUGCACGAACGUGGACAUCGGUUUCGGGCCCGAGUUCGACCUGUCCGAGGAGGUGAACGUGCGGAGGUUGGAGCUACUCGCCGAGCUGGAGGUGGAUGGAGGCCAUGCUGGACCUUCGUGCGCUACGUGGUCGAGGGUGCGCUUCCAGCCUGGUGGACCCCCGCCUGUGCGCCUUCGCUCGCACCCGUGGGGCCGCCCAGGUCUCCAUGGUGCCGACUUGAGGAAGGUGGAGAUGGGCUCGGCGCAGCUGUUGAGCAGCCUGCGCGUACUCAGGGCGAUCGCCCUCCGAGGGGGCUCAGUCUCGCUGGAGCAUCCUGCCGACCCUGGGAAGCCGCCGUUCCCCUCGAUCUUCGCAACGCCCGAGGUGCUGGAAUGGGAGGAGGUUCUCGGGGCCUACAGGGUGACCUUUCCUCAGUGCAUGUGGGGCUGUCCUGCGCUCAAGUUGACCACGAUAUCGGGGACAGCCAAGCACCUGGAGCGGCUCAUUCGCCCAUGUAUUCACAAGACGCACACGGCGAGCUUGUGCGGGAAGGACGAGACGGGACGUUUCAGGACGCGGGUAGCUCAGGCUUACUCGUCCGAGCUCUGCCGCGUGCUGGCCGAGUGCCACCUGGACGCCAUGCUGGACGGGUGCGAGCGGCGCGAGGCGGAGUUCACGGAGAGGGCCGUGGAGCUGCUGAUCAAGGAGACGCUCGAGCGGAGGCGGCGCAACAUACGGGACAUCGACGUGCUGCCCGCCUCCUUCCUGGAGGCGGGGCUUUCGCUUCUGCCCUACUCGGUGGGGAAGAAGACGGCCCUCAACUGCUACGUGCCCAACGUGCGGCGAUUCCUGGAGUUCGCGCUGGACCUCGACCUUCCAAUGAUGAGCAGGGAAGAGAUCGACAACUCCAUCCUGGUCUACCUAGACUACCUGGUCGAGGACGAGGAGGUGGGCCCGCACAGGGGCGACUACGUGGUGCACGGCAUGGCGUUUGUGUGGCCUGAGCUAUCUACGGGCCUUCCGCGCGCCAACCGCGCUCUGAGGGCGUGGCACAAGAUGCACGUUGCCGGCGAGGGUGGGCCCCAGCCGCUCGAGGUGUGGGCCGCCCUGGACGAGGCCAUGAGGCUGGCCGGGGCCGUGGAGGCAGCCGACGCAGCAGCGCUGGCGGUCGACGCCUACCUGCGCUCGGCGGAGGUCUUCGCGCUGCGGGUCGAGGACAUCGUGGACGCCGACAACGACGUGGUGGCCAUCAAGCUGGGAGUGCAGGAGCGGAACGAGCGCACCAAGACGGGAGUGAGGCAGGGCGUGCUGAUUGAUCGCCCGCACAUCGCCGACAUGCUGCGGGCGCGCAAGGCCGCCAAGAAGCCGGGCGAGCUGGUCUUCGGCUGCUCGGUGGAGUCCUACCGUCGGGCCCUUCGGAAGGCCAGUGACGACAUCGGCAUCGCAGCCUUCCCCGCCCACUCCGCAAGGCACUCUGGCCCCAGCCACGACGCGGCGGAGGGCUACCGAACGGUGUGGGCCAUCCAGCGGCGGGGCCGCUGGGCUUCGGAGAAGUCGGUGCUGCGCUACAUGAAGACGCACGCCCUGGUGGCCGCAAGGGCGGCCGUGCCUGCCGCCGUGAUGGCUCGUGGCCGGGAGCUCUUGGCCAGACAGGCACCGCGUCCAAAGAUGGCGCGAGAGUGA